AUGGAUUCCGCCAAGGUCCCCGUCAAGCUCGUCAAGGUCACCCGCGUUCUCGGCCGCACCGGCUCCCGUGGUGGUGUUACCCAGUGCCGCGUCGAAUUCAUGGACGACACAACCCGAAGCAUCAUCCGCAACGUCAAGGGCCCAGUCCGUGAGAACGACAUUCUCUGCUUGCUCGAGUCCGAGCGUGAGGCCAGGAGGCUGCGAUAAGCCAUGUAUGAGUUACGGUGACGACGAUGGGUGGAAUAUGAACGAAGAUACCGAAGCGGGAAAAAGGUCCAGGCGCGGCCCGGUCAUUUGCAUUCUAUGGGAAUCUCUUUCACGGCACGGCAGAGGCGCGGUAGUCAGCAUCUUUGGCUUCUCAUGAAAUAACAUUCGGUCUCAGGCCUCACCACACCAGCUCAUGCAUCGUGUUUCCAUCCGAACCCGGCGUUUCCCCCGAUCCUGUACAGACACAGGUUAUAACGCAGGGAAUAUGCUCUUCAUCAGGGUUGCUGUGUCACUUGUCACUUUAUCCACUUUCCACUCCGAGUCUUAUCCGUGCCUCCGCAUCGCCCGCUUUACUAAUCUAGAGUACAUUUCCUAUUGCUACCGAUAAUGUACGUGGAAAUGUAUAGCAUUCGAUUGUACUCCAAGGCUUCUAUCCGAUAUGUCCAAUUCGGCAGUACGCUAACCCUAUACAUGUGAUUCUCACUAACACAGCCUGCUGCACAUCGAUUAUAUAUAGCGAGCUCCAACGACAACUUCGAUUGACCAUCCACGUACACGCUACAUCAUUGGAAGAAUCCAAGCAAUCUUCGGUUGAGAUGUCAGGAGUUCUUGAACCAUCCAAACACCCUAUGUAUCGGCGAACAAGUUGCGCAAACGAGUGCUGAUAUCGACUCCCGUU
This is a messenger RNA of Periconia digitata, 886 nucleotides long. The record is from the annotation of a GenBank genome assembly. Lineage: Eukaryota; Fungi; Ascomycota; Dothideomycetes; Pleosporales; Periconiaceae.